AUGAUUGCAGCUCAGCGUUAUGACCAGUCCUGGACAGUUGUAUCCUCAGCGCCUAAGGGCAGCAGAAAAAAACGUUCAUCUGUAGCACCUUUCCAGUGCCUAACUGCCAUACCACCAGAAGGAAGUAUGAGGGCUGGGAUACUACCAGGCUGCCCAACCCUAGACACAGGAAGUCGAUAG
This is a messenger RNA of Opisthorchis viverrini, 180 nucleotides long. RefSeq lists its product as hypothetical. The transcript has 2 exons. Bases 1 to 180 code for a protein of 59 amino acids. The record is from RefSeq and is a predicted model, not a curated record. NCBI's taxonomy places the organism in Eukaryota, Metazoa, Platyhelminthes, Trematoda, Opisthorchiida, Opisthorchiidae.